This is a messenger RNA of Clupea harengus (Atlantic herring), 867 nucleotides long. Its product is annotated as B- and T-lymphocyte attenuator-like. The transcript is spliced from 3 exons. Lineage: Eukaryota; Metazoa; Chordata; Actinopteri; Clupeiformes; Clupeidae. The record is from RefSeq and is a predicted model, not a curated record. Bases 143 to 562 code for a protein of 139 amino acids.
AGAAAGGGGUGGCCUUUAUGUAAUUUCAUUUAUUUUACCACUUUAACUCUGACUAACAGAGACAGAGAACAAUAUCACUUGAACAAGGCUAAACUAGACGUAGAAUUGUGAUAUUAUAAGGACAUUUAGUGAACAGCUAAUCAUGAGGAUGAAGGAACAGCCGGCAAUGAAGACCCUGUUGGCUCUCUUGCUAUGGUGCAUCAUCUGCCCUGAUGGCAAUGCUGAAGACGAUGAAUGCUCCCCAUAUGUUCGUGUCAGGAGGGAUACUGUUUGGAAGGUUCUAGAGAUGAGCACCCUAACACUCAGCUGCCCUGUGAUAUACUGUGAGGAGCCACCCGUUGUCACAUGGUGCAAACUGAUGGACGUGGAGAACUGCACAUCACUGUCUGAAAAUCCUAAUGUUAGAAUAUGGCAACAGAUGCCAAACAACACUGAGGAAAAUCUCACUAUAUCCUAUAUGGUGAUCCAAAAGAUAACAAAGAAUGACAGUGGUUUAUAUAGAUGUAGUGGUUCUGCCUACGCUCCUGGACGUCCAAUCAGGGUUAAUGUCACUGGUAAGUGAAGUUUUUAUGUCUUUUACUUUUUUGAGCCGGUGUUUGCAUAUAUUAUAUAUCACAUUUGCAACACUUUAACACUUUAACUAUCGCUCUCAGAUGUUGACCAACUGGAAAACACAACCUACAACACAAACACAGGUAUUACUGAUCCAGACCAGGGGUGGCUCUCUCAUGUGUACAUCUGUGGGGGCAUAGUGACCCUUGUCUUUCUGGUGGUGCUGAUCUCCUUUCUGAUUCUACAUGAAUGCAAACGUGAGUUACAGCUCUGACUAUAGGCUACACAACAAUCUCUGUCUGUCUGUCUGUCUGU